Molecule: messenger RNA, 1875 nt
Organism: Gongylonema pulchrum
Lineage: Eukaryota; Metazoa; Nematoda; Chromadorea; Rhabditida; Gongylonematidae
Source: the annotation of a GenBank genome assembly
AUGCGGCAUCAAGCAUUCCAGUCGGAGUUGCAGUCGAAUCGUGAACGGCUUGAGCAGCUUCGUCAUGCUGCUGUUAAACUUGCUGAGGAGAAACCGGAGUUUCUGGGUACCAUCGAUCCGCAAAUUGCUGACCUAUCAGUGCAGUGGGAGCAGCUUGAGAAAACUACCGAAGAAAAAGGACAAAAAUUGUUUGAUGCUAAUCGCCAGCAGCUCUAUGUGCAGAGCAUUUCUGACAUGAAGGAAUGGGCAGAGCAAUUACAGCAACAGAUGACAAGCGAAGAUACAGGUCAGGAUCUGACAACAGUUAACGUAGCCAUGCAGAGGCAGCAGUUAAUCGAAAGUGAGAUGGUGAAACGAGCCGCACAGAUGGAUUCGUUACAACAAAUGGAGCCACAACUUGAAGAAAUGCAUCCGGAGGAGGUUGAGGCAAUCAAAGCACAUCGUCUGGCAGUGCAGGAGCAACUGCAACGUCUGCAGGCUCCGCUUGGAGAUCGACGCCGUCAGUUGGAACGCAAAAAGCGAGCUUACCAGUUCUUGCGUGACGUUGAGGAUGAGAAAUUGUGGUGUGCAGAGCGCCUGCCAUUAACGCAGGCCCAUGAGCUGGGCGAAAGUUUAUUUGAUUGUCAUCGUUUGCAAAAGAAAAUGCAGUCGUUGAGAAAUGAGAUUGAAAAUCACGAGCCGUGGAUUGAGCAGAUCUGCCGCAAUGGACGUGAGCUUAUUGACGAGGGCCAUGAAAAUAGCGCCGAAUUCGAGCAAAAAAUCAAAGAACUGAUGCGUACAUGGCAGUAUUUUGCCUUGGAAGUGGCGCAGAUCCCGUUUUUUGUUGCACUGAUGAAAUAUUUUCCGUUACAGGAUGAGCGCGGCAAGGAUGAGUUCUCAACAGAAAACCAGAUAAAGAAGCAUGAGCGCUUGCAGCAGGAUAUUAACCAGUAUGCGGAUACCAUCCGAAAUUUGUCUGCGCAGGCGCAGAAAUUUGUUGAUGAGAAACGCCCGCUUUGGGAGCAAGUCAGCGUUCGUCAAGCGCAGAUCGAGAAAUUGUACGCCGGCUUACAAGAUUUGUGUAAAGAAAGACGGAAGCGCCUGGAUGAAACGCUGCAGCUCUAUGAGCUUCAUCGCGAAAUUGAUGAUCUCUUGCAGUGGAUUGCUGAUAAAGAGGUUGUUGCUGGUUCACAAGAGGCAGGACAAGAUUACGAACAUGUGCAGAUGCUUAUUGAGCGAGCGCAACAAUUUGCCAGAGAUACAGAAAUCAUCGGAUCGGAUCGUGUAGCUAAUGCUAAUGAUGCUUGCGAUCAAUUAAUUGCUGUUGGGCAUUCGGAUGCUCCUACAGUAGCGUUAUGGAAGGACAGUUUGAACGAAGCAUGGGGAAAUCUGCUCGAAUUGAUGGAUACACGUAUGCAAAUGUUAGAAGCGUCCAGAAUGCUGCAUAAAUUCUUUCACGAUUGCCGUGAUUGCUUAUCCAGAAUUCUGGAGAAAAAUCAUGCUAUACCGGAAGAUCUUGGCCGGGACUCGUCCUCUGAUAUAGAAGCAAUUGGCCAACAAGUAGCGCAGAUUGAGCACGAUGCUGUGCAAUUACGCGAUGCUUAUGCCGGAGACCGGGCAAUCGAGAUUGGCGCUCGAGAAGCCGAAGUGCAGAAGGCAUGGCGCCAGCUUCGCGCGAUGUGUGACGCUCGUUCAGUGCGAUUGGGCGAUACCUCGGAUCUGUUCCGUUUUAUGAAUAUGGUCCGUGACUUGCUUCUUUGGAUGGAUGAGGUUCGACGGGAGAUGAGCUCACAAGAAAGGCCAAGGGAUGUGUCCGGUGUUGAGCUUUUGAUGAACAAUCACCAGAGCCUGAAAGCGGAAAUUGACGCACGUGAAGAAAAUUUCAAUGCAUGCAUA